This is a messenger RNA of Guillardia theta CCMP2712, 1752 nucleotides long. RefSeq lists its product as hypothetical. Lineage: Eukaryota; Cryptophyceae; Pyrenomonadales; Geminigeraceae. The transcript is spliced from 6 exons. Bases 1 to 1752 code for a protein of 583 amino acids. Gene Ontology annotation, molecular function: protein binding. The record is from RefSeq and is a predicted model, not a curated record.
AUGUCAGGAGAGCGCCGCCGCAUGCGUGUCUGCAGCAGCCUUGUCCUGCUGGCCCUCGUGCUCUUCCUGCAAGGCGACAACAUAGGAGCCGAUCCACCAGUCCAGUCGUUGAGAGCGGGAGCACUGCUGUCAGAGCCGCGGGCCAUGAGUCCUUGCUCUUGUGCAUCCGCCAUGGCCAGGAGGGGCGUCCGACCGCUGCAGCUGCGAGGAGGCUCUGCAAACCUGACGGAGGACUCGGAGCUGGACUGGGAGAAGGUGCUGGAAGAGGGUUGGAAGAAGGAAGGGCUGUCGUCGGAAGGAGAGCAGAACCCAAGCAACGAGGUCUUGACGGAGAAAUCGCUGAAUGCAGGGCAGGAGGAUGAGGCAGAGAUGAUGAAGGGUUUUGCGGAGCUAGAGGAAGAGCAUGAGCUUGAGUCGUCGUCAGACCGAAAGUCGAACGACAACUCUUCCCAGUGGGGGGAUCUGCAACUCGAUGAGGACAAUGAGGAAGGGAAGGAGGAGGUGAAGGAGGAGGAGGAGGAGGAGGAGGAGGAGGACUUGGCAGAGCAGAUAGCCAAGGAGAAGAAAGUUGAGAGCGAGGAACAGAUAGAGAAUGAAGAUCAGGUGGAGGACCUUAUCCAGGAGAGGAUCCGUGGCUUUCGAGAUGUGGAUUCUGAGUACGAGCCAGUGGACGAGAUCGUCCCGAAGAAGGGGAAGAAUCAGACGGCACAGAAGGAGUCAGUGUACAUUGAGCUAGGAGGAGGCAAGAUGCAGGAGGUGGACCCCAGGAAGACCUGGAGAGAAGGAAAGAGAGCGGGGGAGGAGUCUGACGCAUUGAAGUCCUCUGUGAGCACUGGGGAGGAGGAGGAGGAGGAGGAUCGAGAGUUCGAGGAUGAUGGGAAUCUGGAUCAUGAGGGCGAGCUCAUGCUCAAGGUCAUAGAGGAUCUCAAGAAGAGGAACUUCUCCCAAGAUGAGUUUGUGGGGCCAGCGAAAACCACCAAACCGCCAAAAAAUAGAACAGAGGAUGGAGGAGAUGAGGAGGGGGAGGAGGAGGAGGAGGAGGAGGAGGAGGACUUGAGCUUUGGAAAGGACGACGAGGUGUACUACGAAUCCGUCAGCGAUGCGCCUGAGGUGGACGAGGAGGCGCUGAAAAAGCUCAAGAUGAUGAAACGGGUGAAGGCCAAGGAGGAGAACGCGGUAGGAGGGGAAGGGGUCCCCUCCUCUAACGUGACGGACCCAGGGGUGGAGGGGAUUGAGAUGGGGGACGCCUACUUUGCUAUGCGGAAUGACAUGCCGGGAUUGUUGCUGGAGCGCGAGUCAGAAUCGGAAGAGGAGCAAGGGACGACAAUGUUUGAUCAGGAGAUCUCGUUGCUGCGCAUGCAGAACAAGAUGAAGCAGGAGCGUGAAGCUGACGAGGAUCCAGAGGUGACCAAGAGGCAAGAGGAGAAGAUGUCGCUGUGGAGGAAAGGAAGCAUAUUCCACUCUUACUACGACAUGGACAGGGCGCUAGAGUACUACGAGAGAGCUCUGAGCUACUGGGAAGAGUUCUCAAAGGAUGACGAGGAAGUGGCUGCCAUGACGUUUGCCAUUGGCACGGUGUACAAGACGAUGUCACAAUGGGAAAAAGCUCGCGAGUACUUCCGACGAUCUCUGACGCUCAAGCGCCGGCUGUGGGGAGACGAGAACCAGAGCACUCAGCUCACUAGCCAGCUGCUGGAAGAAUCAAACCAAGAGGUACAUACGUGGGAGAUCAGCAAGAACAUGUGGGGAUGA